GUGGAGGAGGAGCGGCUGGGGCUCAUGGCAACAGUGGCGCAGCAAGCCAUGGGGAAACGGAUCCCAUGGGUUUGCUGGCAAAGGGGAUACAGCAGCUUCAGCAACUUCAUUUACGACGAGAUGGACCGGAACCCGAGAUGCGAGCUCGGUGCUUUUCUGGAGUGGAUCUACGAGACGGGCCAGGUGGUGGGAUCGAUUACGGACAAGGCGAGUUCCUGGUGGACAUCGACCCUGGACUCAGUUAUGGAGGCCUACCACCGGUACCAGAUGGAGACUCCAUUGAAGCGUUUGGAGGUGAGGCCGGGACCAACACCCGGUGUGGACGUGGAGCGAUGGGCUCGAUUGGACAAGAGAGUGUUGGCUUUGUUAAUGCCGGCGAUGACGGCGACGAUCAAGCAGGAGGUCCUCAUGCUGAGGCUGGAAACGACCAAGGAGGUUCUCUUCAAGCUCUACACAGUCUACGCUCCGGGCGGAGCGGCAGAACGGGCCAGCCUACUUCGCCAGCUGGAAACAAUCCCUACUACCACCUCUGUCAUCGACCUCAUAGCCAACAUGCGAAGAUGGAAGAAACUUGCAAGCCGGGCGGCGGAGAUGGGCGUGGCUCUCCCGGAUGGCUCCGUUCUCUUGAUGGCGAUCGAGGCGGCAGUGAAGGGAGUCGUUGACGUGAACCGGGACAUGGCCUUCAAGCUGAACAUGGCUAAGCAAGAAUUGCAGUUGCCCUACCAGCCGACGCUGAGCGCUGUGAUGGUGUAUGCGGACCAUGUGAUGGCGGAACUGCACCAGAUUAUCCCGUACACCAACAAGGACGCGAAGCUGAAGGGCUUAUCUACGACACCCUCAUCCCCAACCUCAAGCGCAGCCUCGCCGAAGGGGAAGGGCAAUGGGCAACCUCAGCCGUGCAAGUUCUGGUUGUCCGAUGAUGGGUGCAGACGGGGAGCCUCCUGCAAGUUCUCCCACCAGUUCGCUACCAAGGAGGACAAGAAGGCCAGAUGCUGGACAUGCGGGUCGAAGAACCACCGACAAGGCGAAUGCCCCACAAAGCAGAACAACGGCAAGAAGGGACCAAAGGGCGGGGGAAGCCAAGGUGACGCGGCAGCAACUACUUCUUCUACGGCUGCUCCGCAAGUGGCUUCUAUGGCAACCUCAGGCACUACGACGACCAUGAUGGCACCGCCGGUCCCGACAAUGAUCUCUGGAGAGACAGCUUCCACCUCAGCGUCCUCGACCUUGGAGCACCCGAUGGCAUCUGGGCAGACCACCUCGUCGAGCGAGCCUUCGUCUACUGCCUCCACCAUCCUCUUCAACGAGAAUGCGAACACUGGGGAGAUUAGGGAGCUGGCCGAGCAGUUCUUGGCGAAGAUCAAGAGGCUGGCCCCGAUGCAGGCGCAGACGGACGGAGCUGUGAUGGACUUGGAGUUGCUCCUGAGGAGGGUCAAGGUCCAGCUCGCCGACGGCAAGACGGUUUCCCUUCGCCAGAACACCGGUGGGACUCUUCUUGCUGAGGAUGAUCAAGGAGGCACGAUACUGCCGUUGGGAAGUUUGGUGAGUUCCUUGGGUUGCGAACUUGAGUGGAGCAGGAAACGGGGACUACAAGUCCGGCAUCCUAAGCACGGCUUGCUGCCAACGAAGCUGGUGGGCAAUACUCCGGUGCUCCGUGAGGCCGAAGCCUUACAGUUGAUUGCAGACCUGGAGGACAUUGAGCUGAAUAAGCUACAUGGGUCUACCGUUGAAGGGGCGAUCAAGAUGCUGAGCGCGGACGAGUACCCCAGCACGUGGCUGGACCAUUUGGAGGAGUACGUCAACAAGGGCGAGCGGAAGUGCCUGAGGCGAAUGCUCUUGGAUGAAGAGUCGCCCUUGCAGGCGUUUACGGAGGAGGACAUUGCUGCCCUAAUUGGCCACGACGAGAAGAUCCUGCUGUCAGAUGAGGCGGGGGCUCACUACCUGAAGGCGCUCCCCUACAACCGAGCCCACCGUAAGAGACUGUUGGCGACCAGGUGGAUUGUCCACAUGUACAAUGGAGAUGAAAGUGGACACGAGCUUGCAAAGGCCGAGUCGGACGAUGUGACGGUGAUCCGUAUGGAUAUCAGGGACUCGAAGGCCUUUGACCUCAAGAACUACGGUCCUGCAGCUCGAGCGUUGAUGUGGGCAGCGGCACGGGGGCAAAUUGAAGGUGUAAUUGGAGCACCGCCUCGAGGACCACAACAUGAUUCGCUGCUCUUCAGAAGAAUGAUGAUGGUGUGGUUGGUGGCGAACUCGGGUGCCGUUCUCAAUGGGCUAUGUGCACCGUUCUUCAACAUGGAGGCCCCAACGUACCACCCGGUAUGGACAAGCAUGUCCUGGUUUCGUUUCAAGGAUGAGUUGCGCUUCCUUAAGUACCAUUCGCUUGGAGUACAGGGACACAUGUACUUCAUGGCGUCCUCUUUGGAGUUGUCUGAUGGGAUGAACAUUGAGGAGGCCCAUAUCCGGGACUUGAAUUACGAGAAGCCUCCAUCGAGCUGGCCGUCUGCGCUGAAGUAUGGCCUGGCCCAAGCAAUGGUGAACUGGAGGCGCAGCGCCUUACGAUGGGCUGAGCCGUCUCUAUGUGCUAUGGUUGGCAAUCGAAACCUCAAUGCUAAGGACCUGGCAUACUGGCAGAACCACAUCAACAACAACCACGUUCCCUACGACAAGAGGUGCCGCACAUGUGUGCGAGGAUCUGCGACCGGACGGGCCCACCGGCGGUGCCUUACACCGUCGGCGUACACGUUGUCCAUGGACAUUUGCGGACCUAUGAGGACUCGUGGAGAAUCACCGGACGGCAAGAAGUUCAGGUACCUCUUGGUGGGAGCCUAUGCCCAUCCCAAGCUGGAGCUCCUCAAGGAUAAAUCUCUGCCACCAGUUGAGGAGGAGGACGAGAUUGAAGCCGAGCUGGAUCCACUUGAAGAGGAUGAGAAGGUUCCGCAACCAGAUGAGGAGGAGGACGAGGAGCAGAAGGCUAUGAACGAGAGAUGCAAGGAGAUUUACAAGGGCAUUGGCGAUGACAUUGAGUGUCAGACCUUGCAUUUUGUGGUGCCUGUGGUGACAAGGACAUCCAAGCAAGUCCGUGCGAAGAUCCAGCAGAUCUACUUGCAGCUGCGGCAACAUGGCCUUCCUUUGGUCCGCAUACACUCUGACCGAGGGCUGGAGCUCAAGGCCAAGGAGACGCGAGCAUGGAUGGCGGACCGGGACAUCCUGGCAACCACUGGGGAGAGCCAGCAGCCCCAACAGAACGGCAGGGCUGAAGCCUUGGUCCGGGAGAUCAAGCGCCGGGUCAAGGUGAGACAGCGGGACUUGGCCCUGGGGAACUACGAGGACGAGGACCUUCCGUAUGGGACCUUUGUGGGGUAUUCCCAUGAUGUGAAGAAUGGACGAGUGGUGCGACAUGAUGAUGGAAGCUACACCACCUCAGUUCACAUCAAGCCCUACUUGUUCGACCCAGGGGAGAUUGCCGACCUUGGACCCCAUGAGCUCGAGCUACCCGUACCAGAACGACGUGUGAGGGGAAAGGCUACAAUCUCUCAGCUCUUGCAGGAGCCUGACAACGACAUUGACUCCUUCGCCAAGGACUACAUCAACAACGAGAAGUUUGCUUUGGAGGAUGUGGUCAAUUUCUGGGAGGUCCUGAAGGACAAGGCGGGAUCAACAACCAGAGCAGCUCAAGGGGAAGGACUUCAAUGGAUGGUGGGACAGUAUACCUACGGUGGAAAGUGUGGGGUGAUGAGGAAUACGAGCCUAUACCCCAUUGCGACGUCCUACUUGGUGGAAGCUUUCAAGAGGCUGACGGGAAGGACGGACUUCACAGCUUUGUUGCUUACCGAGAAUGUGGGAAUGAAGUGCCACCGAGACGUUCACAACCACGGCCAGCGAAACAAUCUUUUACUUCCUCUACUACAAUGUGAUGAGGGUGGUGGUGUUUGGGUUGAGUCACCUUCCAGCGAGUAUGACCUCACAGAUGAGUGGAAGGAGACACCAAAGGGAGGUUGGAGACGGGGUCGCGUACGUGAACUACGGCCUGGACACCUCAUCUACAUCAACCCAAGAAUGUAUCAUGCCACGGAACCCUGGGAAGGAAGAAGAUUGGUUGUGACCGCCUACACCCCACGAACCUCCAAGAUGACCCAGCCAACGUACGACCUCUUGCGGGACUAUGGCUUUGAACCUCCUCCACUACAACCUCAUGUGCCCGAUGAGCUCAAGAAGGUGUUCCUCAGGAUGAUGGCCCUGGAUGAAACGACGGAGCCCGAGGCCGUGAUGUUCUUGGUCAAUGAGGCGGAAGAAGAAAAGAGGUCAAAGACCAAGGCUAUUAGCCAAGAACUUCAGCAACUACAAGAGGAUGUAUUGGAAAGGCUGAGGGAGCGACGUGAGUGGCUCAAGGAGUUCCUAGCCGAGGAGGAGAUCCUGGCGGAGGAGUUUCAAAACGUUGGUGAGGCGAUCCACGACGAGAUCAAGGGCAUCAAUGAUGUUGUGCGCGACCUGAUCUCUGAUGUUGAGGAACAAAUCAAGGCGGCGGAAAAGAAGUGCAACCAGCUGUUCAUCAAGGUCGCCAAUGUGGAUGAUGACAAGGAGAUCGGGGACAUCGAAGAGUACUUGUCCAACCUCAAAAAGGAUCUUGAGGUGACCCUGGAUGUUCCCCUCGACCAGGUGAAGGCCAAUUUGGAUCAAUGGGUUGCUCCGAUGAAGGCCGAGCUUGCGAACCUCGAAGAGAAGACGGACGCCAUUGAGCGGUGGCCGAUAUCAGAAGCCCGACGCCUGGAGCAGGAGGGAAAGUUGAUCCUGAUUCCAGGGAAAGUUGUAUGUACGGUCAAGCCACCGCCUCCAUUGAGUUCGUCACCUGCCAAGAACCAGCUUCCGAGGUGGAAACGCAAAGCCAGAGUGGUGAUCUGUGGAAACAUGGCUGGCCAAUGGCACGACCCGAACGACCUCUUCGCAGCAGGAGCUAGUGUCGAAGGUUUGAGGCUGGCUCUCGCCAUCGCGGUUGCUAUGUCAUGGUGUAUAGCCUCUACGGAUGUAUCUGCGGCUUUUCUGCAGGCGAGAUGGCCUGCCGAUCGACCCACCUAUGGGGUCAUUCCGCCAAAGAUUCUUCUGCAAGCUGGUUUGGUGGAACCUGGCGUGGUGUUUAUCGUCAAGAGGGCCUUGUAUGGUUUGAGGGAAAGCCCUGCACUGUGGGCAGCCCACAGAACCGAGACCCUCCGAGGACUUUCAGUGGAGAGUCCGGAAGGACGCGUCUACUUGAAGCAAAUGAUCACUGAUGGUGAGCUGUGGAUGAUCCUUGUGGAGCCCAAGGGCGGAGGAAGGCCGAUUCUGCGGGGGAUCCUUGUGACCUGCGUGGACGAUCUACUCUACAUGGGACAGAGGGAGCUCAUUGUUCAGGUCCACGAGAAGAUCAGUUCGAUUUGGCCAUGCUCAGCCCUUGAGUUUGCCGAUGAGGGCCUCAGGUAUUUGGGGAUGGAACUGGUUCAGGAGGAGGCCUACGUGACGUUGUCCCAAGAGUCCUACGUGGACAACCUGGUGAGGUUGCAUGGCUUGGACCCUCAGUCCUCUGCGGGACUGCCUUGCCCCAAGGAAUGGCUACAGGACGAAGACUUCGAUGACAGCAUUGAGAACUUCAAUGACGACGAACUCAGACGCGCACAGCGCGUCACAGGCGAAUGCCUGUGGCUGGCCUAUCGUACUCGUCCUGAUAUCCUGUUCGUCACGAAUUACAUGGCUGCAAUGACCUCUAAGAAGCCGGUGAAAGUCUACCAUGUGGGUCUCAAGGUGAUCGCCUACCUGAACUCGACGGCAGCGCUGAAGCUGAAGAUCGCCGUCUUGGAGGGUGUGAAGCUAGGAUGCCUACUGUUGGUGAUGCUUGCAAUUCAGUCUUUGGCAGCAGCCGCGGAGGCCCCACCUGAAGAACAGCCCGUGAAGCUCAAGGACCCCUUACCAAUGACGGGAACCAGUGAACUCCUGUUGUUGGUGGUGAUGACGUGUAUCGCUGCAGUGGCGGUUUGGGAGCUUAUGAAGUGGGCGUAUGCUAUGUUUGUGCCGAUGAUAUUUGGUACAAAGAAGUCACGAAGACUCAAGAAGCUCCGAGAGCUGGCCAGGGCAGCGGCGGAGGCGGAAAUUGAGAGGUGGAUCGACGAUGGAGCUCAGCAUCAGAAUGAGGACAUCCUUCAGAAUGUGAGACGUACCUUACGGGCGACGUCCUCAGAUCCAGGUCCGGCAGCGACACAGGACCGGCUACCGGAAGCGCCGCUGGAGGCUGAAAGGACACCCAGCCCUAGAGGACGGAGCCCCGUUGCAUCGAGAACAUCAGUCUUUGGAGGAACGAGACCUCCAACGCCACCUAUUCCAAGGAGCCUAGACGAAGGACUGCUAGAACGUGGCCGAGUCGUUCAUGAUGUACUGGCUUUGAUGACCACCCAGCACCUCCGCGAGGCCUUGGUUCAUGAAGGCCUUCCAGUCACAGGUCUCAAGGAAGACCUGAUCAACAGGUUGACACCGAAGCUGGGAACAGCGGAUUAUUUUCCAGCUACACUUCCAUCAACAAGGCAGCUACGCUACCUCCUUUACAUUUGGAGACACCGUGGACUGUCUGGAAGGACACAGAUCCGGUGGGCAACCGUGUCGUCCCGGACGUCGAUAUCGGCCUGGAUCGCGAACUGGAAAGAAGCCUGA
Symbiodinium necroappetens is the source of this 6675-nucleotide messenger RNA. The record is from the annotation of a GenBank genome assembly. NCBI's taxonomy places the organism in Eukaryota, Dinophyceae, Suessiales, Symbiodiniaceae.